Messenger RNA from Rhizophagus irregularis DAOM 181602=DAOM 197198, 768 nucleotides. The record is from RefSeq and is a predicted model, not a curated record. Lineage: Eukaryota; Fungi; Glomeromycota; Glomeromycetes; Glomerales; Glomeraceae.
AUGUUAUUUGAUUUAAAUACCAGUGCAGGUAAAAAUUAUCAAUGGAAAAUUGGGGAUCUAGGAUUAUCACAAGAAAUAAAUAAUGAAUCAUCAAAUAAUGAGAUAUAUGGAAUUAUACCUUACAUUGCACCGGAAAUAUUUAAGGGGUCUUCAUUUUCUAAAAAAGCUGAUGUCUAUAGUUUGGGUAUGGUUAUGUGGGAACUUACAACAGGUUGUAAACCUUUUGAUAAUGUUAAACAUGAUCAUAAUCUUAUUUAUAACAUUCUUGAUGGUGAACGACCCAAAAUUACAGAAGAUACACCAGAAUGUUAUGCUAAUUUAAUGAAAAGUUGUUGGAAUCCUGAUCCAACAAAAAGACCUUCUAUAAAAGAUAUUCGUUUAACUUUUGGUAGAUGGACUUUUAAAGGUAAAAAUAAAGCAGAAUUUAUUCAAGCUGAAACAAAAAGAAUGGAACUUAUACAAUCAAAGAAGCUUGGACCAGAAUUUGCUGAAAAACGACAUUCAGAAGCCAAUUAUAUAAGUAGGCCAUUAAGCGCUUUAAUUUCUAAAUGUUUAUCCACAAAUUCAUCAUCAAUUUCAAUUGGUAAUAAAAAAGAUUCUAAUUAUAUUUAUGUUUCGGAAGAACAAGAGUUUGAUAUAGACAUUGAAAGUUCAUCAUCACAAAAUUUAAGUUUAAAAAUUCAAAAUAUUUCAACCUCUUUUAAAAAGCGAAACAUUGAAGAAUUAAAUCUUGAAAUCGAUGUAGGAAAACGUAUUAAAACUAGUUAA